GUCUCCCCAUCAAAAACUUCUACGAAAAAUCAGAACAAGAAUUUUCAUUUUUGUGUUGGUUUGGAUCUUUUUGAUUGUUUUCCAUUCAUUUGUUAGGAUUUCAACGUUACUUAUACAUCAUGGAUUUAAGUUCAGCUUCAUCAUUAAAUGCUCUAUGUAAUUUAUUAAAACCAGAAAAUGAAGAUUCAGACAGCGAUGAAGAUCAGCCAUCAACAACUUUAGGAAAAUUAGGACCAGGUCACAUUGGUGAAUUAACAAAACCACCUUCAACUACAGACAAAAAAAAAGCAACAAAUCCUGACAGUAAAAAUAUUUGGGAUGAAGAAGAAAUUCCAGAAGGUUCGGAGUUUGAAUCAACUUUUGAUCCUUGCCCACAGCCAGAAUUUGAUAUUAUGUAUAAACAAGCAGUGACAUCUGAAGAUAUAUUUUUACAAAUGGGAAAUAAAACGAAUGCUACAUCAUCUUGUGAAGCAAUGGUAAUAAAAAUUCAACUUCCUGGUACUAAAAUGGCAGAUGUAGAUUUAGACGUCAAACCUAAAUAUUUAGACUGUAGAUCUCCCAAAUAUAAAUUAGGAUUACAUCUUCCCCAUCCUGUAGAUGAUAAAUCUGGCAAGGCAGAGUGGGAUAAAAAGUUGGAAAUUUUAAAAGUGACUUUAACAAUGAAGAGAGAAUAUGAUUUUGUGAAUAUGUAAUUGUGAUGUGAAAUGCAUCCGAAGACUACACAAAAUAUUUUAGUUAUUGUGAAUUCAAUCAACAUUUUUUGUAAUCACUUCAUGGUCAUCAUCAUUAAAAGUUAUAAAUGUC
Messenger RNA from Lottia gigantea (owl limpet), 804 nucleotides. RefSeq lists its product as hypothetical. Bases 120 to 692 code for a protein of 190 amino acids. Gene Ontology annotation, cellular component: cytoplasm. The transcript has 6 exons. The record is from RefSeq and is a predicted model, not a curated record. Gene Ontology annotation, biological process: axonemal dynein complex assembly. Gene Ontology annotation, molecular function: dynein intermediate chain binding; protein-folding chaperone binding. NCBI's taxonomy places the organism in Eukaryota, Metazoa, Mollusca, Gastropoda, Lottiidae.